CACGCGAUUCACUUCCGGGUUGCAGACGACAGAUUGGGAGGUUGACCGUGUUGUGGUUGUUUUGGCCAGUUUUACAGCUUUGUAAGGAAUGGCAGACAGAUCAAUGGGACCUUCGAGAAGAAAAGAAAGAAGUGAUGAAAAGUCUAAACUGAAGAACACCAAAGAGACACCAGAGGACAUCUGCCAUCUCAGACCCGACCUGGGCCCAAGUGACCUGUCACUACAAGUAGAGGACCAAGUCUUCCCUGUUCACAAGUCCAUACUAGCGGAAAAGUGUGACUACUUCCAGGCUAUGUUUGCCUCCGGGAUGAGAGAAACCACACAGGACACCAUCACACUCCAGGGAAUUUCCGCUGCUACUUUCCAGACUCUUCUGACUUUCCUGUACACUGCGGACAUGGACGUUUCUGGUGAUGUGAUCCAAGAAGUCAUUUCAGCUGCAAGCUUUCUGCAGAUAUCUCUCAUCACUGAUUUCAUCAAAAGUAGCCUGACAAUCCACACCUGUAUUGAUGUGUUGGCAGCUUCAAGCACAUAUGGGCCAGCAAGUCUGUACGAUGCCACAAUACAGUUCAUGACUGACAACUACUUAGAACUAAUGCAAGCAGGAGUAUGUGAUAGACUUACACCUGAACAGAUAGAAUAUAUCAAAGAAAGCCGUAACAAAGGACUCAGCAGAGUAGCCAUUCUUGUUAGGGAUGAAAUCUUGCGAACUGUUGAAUACCUUGACGAGAGCUCGGGGAAAAUGGGAGUGUUAUGUGAGCUGCCAAGUGAAACCAGAGUACACAAUGCUGGUAUAACUGUCAUGGAUAACUAUCUGUUUGUAGUUGGAGGGAACAACCCCUGGUUUGGGGCCCAGUGUCGAGCCUUCUGCUACAAUGUUCUGACUGGUGAGUGGAGACAGAUCGACUCGUUGAUCCAGCGACGACACUCGUUCAGCCUCCAGGCAGUGGAGGGUAAACUGUACGCCACUGGUGGGCUGGACCCGGCUUGUCUCAGGACAGUGGAGAUGUAUGAUCCUAGAACAGACUGUUGGUCAGUCGUCUCUCCACUUCCUCUGGCCAUUACAUACUUUGCAGGUACGGUAUGUCUGGAUGAAAUUUACAUUGCCGGAGGGCAGAGCAAAUCAGGGCGCAAUCCCAAGAUGCUCUGCUAUAGCCCUGCCUUGGAUGACUGGAGAGAGGUGACAUCAUUAUGCGACCCCCGUCCCAGUAUCGGCCUCAAGAUGGUGGCCAUCGGUACCAAAAUCUACACCAUCUGGGUGCACAACUUCGACUGUUACGAUAUCGUGACUGACCAAUGGACGGAAAUGUGUCUUGGUUACUAUAGCGAUGGUAUAGGAUUGCUUUGUAGAGGGGCCACGGUAUUGGACAGCUGUAUCUACUGCGUGUUGCGGACAUCGUCUGCAGAGUCAUACCUGCACCAGUACAGCGAGGAAGUGGACUGUCGGAAGAAGAAGUCUAGUAGACCGCUGCCUAUCACUACAGGGUGUCAGAUAGAGGAGGCUUUUGUGUUACAUGUUCAAACAUGAUGUCAGUUACUACAUAUACCUCCAUUUUGCCAGCCAAUGCCAGGUCUGAAUAGAUUUUGAAGUUGGGCCAUCUCUAAGGUAGAAGGAUUGUAAAGCUAGAAUUACAGCUUUCUUUUAUACUUAACCAAUCUUAUUCAAUUUAGAGAGAUAUGUUGUGCCAUAUUUAAAAACAAAUUGCGUGUGUCAAAUCUUAGAGGACUAUGAAAAAUUGAUAC
Molecule: messenger RNA, 1743 nt
Organism: Branchiostoma belcheri (Belcher's lancelet)
Lineage: Eukaryota; Metazoa; Chordata; Leptocardii; Amphioxiformes; Branchiostomatidae
Product: kelch-like protein 42
Exons: 3
Coding region: 89-1528 (479 amino acids)
Molecular function (GO): protein binding
Source: RefSeq, a predicted model, not a curated record